Odobenus rosmarus divergens (Pacific walrus) is the source of this 4775-nucleotide messenger RNA. It is a transcript of the gene TTLL5, whose product is annotated as tubulin tyrosine ligase-like family, member 5. NCBI's taxonomy places the organism in Eukaryota, Metazoa, Chordata, Mammalia, Carnivora, Odobenidae. The transcript has 32 exons. The record is from RefSeq and is a predicted model, not a curated record. Bases 259 to 4119 code for a protein of 1286 amino acids. Gene Ontology annotation, molecular function: tubulin-glutamic acid ligase activity; tubulin binding. Gene Ontology annotation, biological process: protein polyglutamylation; microtubule cytoskeleton organization. Gene Ontology annotation, cellular component: cilium.
GCGCCUGCGCAGUGGCUCCGAGCGGGCGGUUGCUUGUUGGUUGUUGUAGUAACGGGGGAAGCAGCGUCGGCUUCGGCGGUGAGCCCGGCUGGGGAAGGAGGAGGGAGGUAGGCGCGGAGCGCGGUCCCCGCCGGCCCGCCCGGAGCCAUGGGAAGAUGAGACAGGAAUCAGUGCCACCUAAAUUGUUUGAUCCAGUGAAUCUGCAAGGAAAGGUCUCUGAGGCCCCGUCUGCUGACUGCAUGACAAACCCUAAAGGAAAUGCCAGUCGUGAUGGCCCGGGACCUGGAGGAAACAGCAUCAUCCUCAGAGGAUGAAGAGGUGGUAAGCCAAGAGGAUCAUCCGUGUAUCAUGUGGACUGGAGGCUGCCGGAGAAUUCCAGUUUUGGUGUUCCAUGCUGAGGCUAUUCUGACAAAGGACAACAAUAUUCGAGUAAUUGGAGAACGUUAUCAUUUGUCUUACAAAAUUGUGCGAACAGAUAGUCGCCUCGUACGCAGCAUUCUGACAGCCCAUGGAUUUCAUGAAGUUCACCCAAGCAGCACUGACUAUAACCUAAUGUGGACAGGAUCCCACCUGAAGCCCUUCUUACUUCGCACCCUCUCUGAAGCACAAAAGGUUAAUCACUUUCCCAGGUCCUAUGAACUAACCCGGAAAGACCGACUAUACAAAAACAUCAUUCGAAUGCAGCAUACACACGGGUUCAAGGCUUUUCACAUCCUCCCUCAGACCUUCCUUCUGCCAGCCGAGUAUGCGGAAUUCUGUAAUUCAUAUUCAAAGGACCGGGGACCUUGGAUAGUAAAACCAGUGGCCUCUUCCAGGGGGCGGGGCGUCUACCUGAUCAACAAUCCGAACCAGAUUUCCCUGGAGGAGAACAUCCUGGUCUCCCGCUACAUUAACAACCCCCUGCUUAUAGACGAUUUCAAGUUUGAUGUGCGCCUCUACGUGCUUGUGACUUCCUAUGAUCCUCUUGUUAUCUAUCUCUAUGAAGAAGGAUUGGCUAGGUUUGCAACUGUGCGAUAUGAUCAAGGAGCCAAGAACAUUCGGAACCAGUUCAUGCACCUGACAAACUAUAGUGUGAAUAAGAAGAGUGGAGACUAUGUCAGCUGUGAUGAUCCAGAGGUGGAGGAUUAUGGGAACAAGUGGAGCAUGAGCGCCAUGCUUAGGUAUCUGAAACAGGAAGGCAGAGACACAACUGCAUUGAUGGCCCAUGUGGAAGACCUGAUUAUUAAGACUAUAAUCUCUGCUGAACUAGCUAUUGCCACAGCCUGUAAAACCUUUGUUCCUCACCGCAGCAGUUGUUUUGAACUCUAUGGCUUUGAUGUGCUCAUAGAUUCUACUCUGAAGCCAUGGUUGUUGGAAGUAAAUCUCUCCCCUUCUUUGGCCUGUGAUGCACCUCUGGACCUAAAGAUUAAAGCCAGUAUGAUUUCAGAUAUGUUCACUGUUGUAGGAUUUGUGUGCCAGGAUCCUGCCCAGAGGGCAUCAACCCGGCCAAUUUAUCCCACCUUUGAGUCUUCCAGGCGAAACCCUUUCCAGAAACCUCAGCGUUCCCGUCCACUCUCUGCCAGUGAUGCGGAAAUGAAAAACCUUGUGGGCUCAGCCCGAGAGAAGGUGCCGGGGAAGUUAGGUGGUUCUGUGCUUGGUCUGUCAAUGGAGGAGAUCAAAGUUUUACGGAGAGUGAAGGAAGAAAAUGAUCGGAGAGGUGGAUUUAUUCGCAUAUUCCCUACAUCAGAGACAUGGGAAAUAUAUGGGUCCUACCUUGAACACAAGACCUCCAUGAACUAUAUGCUGGCAACACGUCUGUUCCAGGACAGACUAGCUGCUGACGGAGCACCAGAACUAAAAGUAGAGAGUAUGAAUUCAAAGGCCAAGCUGCAUGCUGCUCUCUAUGAGAGGAAGCUCCUGUCUUUGGAGGUGCGGAAACGUCGACGACGCAGCAGCAGAUUGAGGGCAAUGAGGCCAAAAUACCCAGUGAUCACUCAGCCAGCUGAAAUGAAUGUUAAAACUGAGACAGAGAGUGAAGAGGAGGAAGAAGUCUCAUUAGACAAUGAAGAUGAAGAACAGGAGGCUUCCCAGGAGGAAUCUGCAGGGUCCCUUGGAGAAAAUCAAGCCAAAUACACCCCCUCAUUGACUGUUAUGGUAGAAAAUUCACCCAAAGAAAAUGCCAUGAAAGUUAAUGAAUGGAAUAAUAAAGGUGAACAGUGCUGCAAAAUUGAGACUCAAGAGCCAGAGCCUAAAUUUAACCUGAUGCAGAUUCUGCAAGAUAACGGCAAUCUUAGCAAGGUGCAGGCCCGAAUAGCAUUCUCUGCCUAUCUCCAGCAUGUUCAAAUUCGCCUGAUGAAAGACAGUGGAGGUCAAACGUUCAGUGCCAGUUGGGCUGCCAAAGAGGAUGAACAGAUGGAGCUAGUGGUUCGCUUCCUUAAACGAGCGUCUAGUAACCUCCAGCACUCACUGAGGAUGGUAUUACCCAGUCGACGAUUGGCACUUCUGGAACGCAGAAGAAUCUUGGCCCACCAACUGGGUGAUUUUAUUAUUGUAUACAACAAGGAAACAGAACAGUUGGCUGAAAAGAAAUCGAAGAAGAAACUUGAAGAAGAAGAGGAAGAUGGGGUGAAUACAGAAAACUUUCAGGAGUUCAUCAGACAAGCAAGUGAGGCUGAACUGGAGGAGGUGUUGACUUUUUAUACUCAAAAAAACAAGUCUGCAAGUGUCUUCCUGGGGACUCACUCAAAAAGUUCUAAAAACAGCAACAGUUAUUCUGAUAGCGGGGCAAAGGGUGAUCACCCUGAGACGAUGGAGGAAGUGAAAAAAAAGCAGCCCAAACAGCAGCAGGCCACAGAAAUUCACUGUGAUAAAUUAUCUCGAUUUACCACUUCAGCAGACAAAGAGGCUAAAUUAGUCUGUACAGAUUCUUCCUCCGCUUCUUUCUCUGGUCCUGUUGUUACUCUUCUGCAGAAAAUUCCCAGUACCCACUUGUCAUCUAUUAUUACAACCUCUGACCUCUCACCAGGGCCCGGCCACCAUUCUUCUUUCUCUCAGAUUCCUCCAGCUAUCCCCAGCAUGUCUCACCAGCCAACAGGUUUACUGAGCACAGCCCCUGACAGUGCCUCUCCCUCCAUACAUCCUGGGACACAGAACGCACCAAGCCCUGCUGGUCUGCCGCGCUGUCGAUCAGGCAGUUACACCAUUGGCCCCUUUUCCUCUUUCCAAAGUGCUGCCCACAUCUAUAGCCAGAAACUGUCUCGUCCCUCUUCAGCAAAGGCAGGUUCAUGCCAUCCGAACAAGCUGCACUCGGGAAUGGCUAAACCACAAAGAGAGGGAGAGGAUGGUUCUCCGUACAGCAGAUGGUAUAACCCAAGCAUGGUCACGGCUGAGCUCCAGCGGCUGGCUGAGAAGCAGGCAGCCAGGCAGUAUUCCCCAUCUACCCACAUCAGUCUCCUCGCCCAGCAGGUAACAAACCUGAAUUUGGCAAGUGGCGUCAUAAACAGAAGCAGUGCUUCAACCCCCCCCACCCUUCGGCCUGUCAUCAGUCCUAGUGGCCCGACAUGGUCAAUACAGUCAGACCCCCAAGCUCCUGAGAGCCACUCUACCCCUCCUGGAAGCAGGAGCCUUCAAACAGGAGGCUUUGCCUGGGAGGGAGAGGUAGAAAACAACGCGUAUAGCAAGGCUACAGGGGUGGUCCCUCAGCACAAGUAUCACCCCACAGCGGGCAGUUACCAACUCCAUUUUGCCCUGCAGCAACUUGAACAACAAAAACUUCAGUCCCGGCAGCUUCUGGAUCAGAGUCGAGCCCGGCACCAGGCCAUCUUUGGCAGCCAGACACUCUCUAACUCCAAUUUGUGGACAGUAAAUAAUGGUGCAGCUUGCAGAAUUUCAAGUGCCACAGCUAGUGGCCAGAAGCCAACCACUCUGCCACAAAAAGUGGUGCCACCUCCAAGUUCUUCCUCCUCGCUGGUCCCCAAGCCCCCAGCCAAUCACAAACAAGUCCUCAGAAAGACGACAUCCCAGAGGGCCUCCAAAGGCUCCUCCACAGAAGGGCAGCUGAACGGACCCCAGAGCAGCUUUAACGCUGCAGCCUUUGUGCCCAUCACCAGCUCCGCAGAUCCUGCUCACACUGAGAGAUGAGCCGCGACCGCACGCACGGAGGAAGAACCUGUUUGCUACUCCUGCUCCAGCAGGGGCGUGGGGCCGAAGCAUCCACCAGCGCUGCAAGGGGUCCACGGUAUUUUUUUUUUUUUUUUUUUGGCUGCCUCAGUCCCCAGAGCCUUCAAGCAACAGUGGCGGUAGAUUGUUGCCAAUCGGCCAAUCCAGACUUUUACUGAGACGACGGGAAAACACAUCCGCUGGGUUUUGACUGAACUUGGUAGUGGGGACGUUCAACUGAUACGUUAUAUACCCCAUCAGAGCACACAUGUAUCUUUUAUCCCUUUUACCUCCCGCCCUCCCCCCCCCCCCGCAAACCCGCUUAGGCUUCCUCUGUCCCUUUCCUGCUACCACACAGAGAUGAUAUAAAAGAGGCUCUUUGGCUAUUUGCAUUUUGCUUCCUCUUCUUUUCCAGAUUGCAAUAUUAAGCUUUACUUCCCACAAGCCUAAAAUCCCAACAUCAUCUACCAAAGUUGUUCUUCCCUUUUCCGAGGGGUCGGGGGAAGGGGGAAGCAUACAUCACAAGCUUCCCAGAGAGUGGAACAAAGUCGGUGUGCUGCGGACCACAUGAGCCGUGGUAAAGGCAUCCUUUGGAAUUACUGAUUUCUAAAAUUAAUAAAGUAAUUCUAUUUUUAUUU